This is a messenger RNA of Eupeodes corollae, 730 nucleotides long. RefSeq lists its product as uncharacterized. Bases 114 to 686 code for a protein of 190 amino acids. NCBI's taxonomy places the organism in Eukaryota, Metazoa, Arthropoda, Insecta, Diptera, Syrphidae. The transcript has 3 exons. The record is from RefSeq and is a predicted model, not a curated record.
UCGAUCUGUGAAGUCGUGUACAAUAUUUUUUCUUCCCAUAUCAAUCUCAUAAGUGAUUUUUUGGAUAAAACAUUUAAACUAAACCUCUUUUUUCUUGAUCCUCAAACAAAAAAAUGUCUCCAACACGCUGGAAUAGAAAACGUCUUACUAUUAUCGGUAUCAGUCUUUUAGUAAUUUACAUCCUCUUUACAAGCGGUUAUCAUAAUUAUCAAAUCGACACUCUUAUCCAUGAUUCCAGACCGGAAUACGUAUGGGAAUACGUUGCCGAUUUUAGAAAUAUGCGAUCGCUUAAUCCCACAAUACUGGAUUUCGAGAUCACUUCGGAUGAGGGUAAUAGUGGUCAUUGGAAAUAUUCAGUUGAAUAUCACGAGAAUCUUUCUCAUUGGCCAUAUUGGAAGAGUGUUGCUUAUGGUGAUUACUCUGUUAUCAAACCACUGCCUGGACAUGGUGAUGCAUACUUGAUUAAGUCCAAUCACAAAACAUGUUUCUUUGGAGGCUUAUAUUGUUUGCGAUCCGAGAGUGAAUUCAAAUUUAGCGCCCUGGGCAAAGACACUUAUUGUGUGGAGAAAGUAACCUUCCAGUGUCCACCAUUCCUGAGUUCGGUUUGUCGGCGUGAACUCGAAUUUCAACGAAAAGCAGUUAUGAAUAAUUUGUCAAUUUUCUUCACCAAGUCUAGGUCAAACUAAAAUUAUAAAAUUAAUAAACUUCAUCAAAAUAAUGAACUGAAAAC